GAUUCUAACACACGAAUUCUGUUCAGGGGGCUUCUUGGCAAAUGGACCGCAGUGGUUUGGCAUUUCCAAGCGCUAAGGCAGAGAUUAAGCCUCAGAGGCCACACUUGAACUCGGUUCUUUCUGACGCUGGGCCAGCACUCUAUCCCGAGCCGUCUAGCUGUCUCUUCGGCUUAAGCGAGGGCAUAAGAAUACAGAGCAGACAGGUACAGACAUGACUAUACUGCUUCGCCGACUUGAAAGCGCUAUGGAAGGAUGGGCUAUUGUUGGGAGCCGGGGCUUCAUCCCGGCGUCUCUGCUGGGCUGAGACCCCCGCCAGUCACUGACUGGCUGCCUUUCUGUCCCCACAGCACUCAGUCCCUCUCUUGGCGCCUCCUCACGACUAUGGACAAUGGACAAAUAUGAGAACGCCACUCCCUCCAAUAUUUCCUACAGAGACUUCUUCCUGGUAGGCUUUCCGGGGCUUCGGGAAUGGCGGUCGCUCUUGGUUCUCCCCGUCUCCUGCCUCUAUGCCUUAAUCCUGGCCUCCAACGCCCUGAUCGUCUACACUGUGGCCUCCCAGCGCAGUCUGCACCAGCCCAUGUACGUGCUCAUCUCCCUGCUCCUGGCCGUCAACGUGUGCGCCGCCACGGCCGUGCUGCCGCCGAUGCUGUCGGGCUUCCUGCGCUACGCAAACCCCGUGUCCCUGGAGGGCUGCCUCACCCAGAUGUUCUUCAUCUACUUCACGCUGCUCCUGGACUACAACCUCUUGCUGGCCAUGGCCCUGGACCGCUAUGUCGCCAUCUGCCACCCGCUCCGCUACGCGGACCUGAUGACGUCCCGGCUGCUGGGCCUGCUGGCCGCGGCCGCCCUGAGCCGGAGCCUGGCCGUGGCAGUGCCCCUGGUGGUGCUGACGUCCCGGGCCCGCUUCUGCCGAACGGCCGUGAUCCGCCAUUUUGCCUGCGAGUACAUCGCCCUGCUGAGCAUCGCCUGUGGGGACCUCACCUUCAACAACCGCCUGGGCUUGGCCAUGCGGCUGAUCACCGUGACCUUUGAUCUGUCCCUGCUGGGGGCUUCCUACAGCCGCAUCAUCUACGCCGCCUUCCAGAUCUCCUCAGGCAGUGCCCGCGCCAAGGCGCUACACACGUGCGGCUCUCACCUGCUGGUCAUCUUCACCGUCUACCUCUCUGGUCUCUCCACUUCCAUCGUCUUCCGGUUCGCGAAGUCUGUGUCUCAGGACGUGCAGAACCUGCUCAGCGCCCUUUACCUGCUGCUUCCGGGAGCCCUGAAUCCCAUCAUCUACGGGGUGAGGACCCGGGAGAUUCGGCAGCAUGUGGAGAGAUUGUUCUGGGGAAGGGAAUCAAUGCUGGUGACCAAGGACCAGUCAAAGAGGCUGCAAAAUACCCAGCCAGAGAGGAGACUACCCGCGUGAGGCGGGGCGUCAGCCAAGGAAACGAGCCCUAAACAGCGCGUGUUUACUGGCCCUAUUAAAGCCGCAGUAGAAUUUUCAGGAGAAAGUGGUGCCUUAUCCGUAGAUAAAGACUGGUGGAAACUACAGUAAGGAUACUAGUACUACAGCAGCGCUGUCUCAUCUCCCUGGUCUUUUGCUCUUUCCCUCGUGACCAGUUGCUCAAAAUUUCCAUCCAUUGGAUGGAGAGGAGCAUGCACCAAGUUACACAGGUUCAGGUUCUGUCUCUAGAAUCUCCCAUUCUUCCUUAAAAAGAGCUGAAGUCUAUCUGUAAUCAUAAUCCAC
This is a messenger RNA of Antechinus flavipes (yellow-footed antechinus), 1729 nucleotides long. Its product is annotated as olfactory receptor 52Z1P-like. Lineage: Eukaryota; Metazoa; Chordata; Mammalia; Dasyuromorphia; Dasyuridae. Gene Ontology annotation, cellular component: membrane. The record is from RefSeq and is a predicted model, not a curated record. Gene Ontology annotation, molecular function: olfactory receptor activity; G protein-coupled receptor activity. Gene Ontology annotation, biological process: G protein-coupled receptor signaling pathway. The coding region runs from base 389 to 1408 and encodes 339 amino acids. The transcript has a single exon.